UUGAUCAGACCUCGAUUUUGAAACGAUUGUAAACAUGGCAUUGCUGCUGUCAGUUCUGGCCAUAUGCAUCCUUCUAUUGGAAGCGUCCUUUCCGGUAUCCAGCCACUCAGUGACUGGUGAUGAAACUUCUGAUACAGAAAUGCGUGAAAUUCGACUUCUCUUAAACAAGUAUGGAGCGCAAAUAGAAACUCUACAGAGGGAGAAUGCACGACUUGAAGAGAAAACCAUGACACUUGAAAAGAAAAUCAUGACACUUGAAGAGAAAGUCACCUCACCUGAAGAUAAAUCACCGACAUUUGAAGAUAAAACACCGACAUUUGAAGAACAACGUAAGCCUAAAACAGACCGAGUGAAAAACACCAAACUAGGGCCAGACAAACUCGGUAUACCAGACGGUUCGGCAAUAUCCGACGGAAAGUCCCAAUCAACAAAAAGAAACUCUGAUGAAGCCGUUAAGAUAGUAAACCCUCGUGUUGAUUCCACAAACGACAGCAUUAUUGCAUUCCAUGCCAUUCUCGCACAUACUGUAAGUGAUCCUGCUGGAGAACAUAUCGUUACGUUUGACCACAUCAUCACCAAUAUCGGAGCCCAUUACAGCUCUAACAGCGGUGUUUUUACCUGUGUUGAGGUCGGCGUAUACCAGUUUUCAUGGAUGGUCAAGGUUAAUAAUAAGCAAUGGAUAACUACAGAGUUGGUACGUAACGGUGUGGUGUUUGGGUCAGCCAUGAGCGGAGACGACGUCUUUUGGACAACGGGCGCAGCAUCAGCUAUCACGAUGCUGUCUCCCGGUGAUCAGGUCUGGGUACGGGUGGCACAGGAUCAUAGCGGUGGGUCAGACAUCUUACCAACGUUUACAAUAUUUAAUGGAUUUAUGAUUCACUGA
Molecule: messenger RNA, 883 nt
Organism: Mizuhopecten yessoensis (Yesso scallop)
Lineage: Eukaryota; Metazoa; Mollusca; Bivalvia; Pectinida; Pectinidae
Product: collagen alpha-1(X) chain-like
Exons: 4
Coding region: 35-883 (282 amino acids)
Molecular function (GO): protein binding
Source: RefSeq, a predicted model, not a curated record